UCGAGAAUUAUUUUUUUUUUCUAUAUUCCCCGUGCUGCUGUCUCUCUGCGCCGUGCCUCCUCCUUUGCUCUCGUCCUCGACCACGGUCCCCGUCGCCGCCCUGCCGCCGACCGCCUCAUCUGCCGCCGGGAGCCAACCCUAGCCCAGCGCGCCCGCGUCUCUGCAGGUAUCCACUCGCCGCCCGGCCCGAUCUCCUCUCCGGACGCGGGCCGGCCAUGGGGCUGAGUCCGUGACGGAUGCCAGCGCCUCGUGGUUACGCGCGCCGAGGCCGUAGAGGGCGGCAGCAGCGGAAUCCGGUAGCCGGACCGCGAACCACGUGGUGUCUGGUGCUGUAGCAGUAGCAGCAGCAGUCGCAGCGACAGCAGCGGGAGGUGGGGGCGGGGCCAAGGGAUGGACGAGUUCGACAGCGGCGGCCGGAGCGGGGACAGGCCGGGCGCCGCCGCGGCCGGAGGCGACGACGGGGCUGCUCCACCGUUGCCCCAUACGGUACAAAUUGGGAAUUCACCAACCUAUAGACUUGAAAGGAAGCUUGGAAAGGGAGGAUUUGGACAAGUAUAUGUUGGUCGACGUAUUUCAGCUCCUCGUCUCAGUGACCGUAACCCUGGUUCAAAUGCUUUAGAGGUUGCACUGAAAUUUGAACAUCAAACCAGCAAAGGUUGCAACUAUGGAGCUCCUUAUGAGUGGCAAGUUUACAACACUCUCAGUGGAAACCAUGGUGUCCCACGAGUACACUACAAAGGAAAGCAGGGAGAGUUUUACAUCAUGGUUAUGGAUAUGUUGGGACCAAGCCUAUGGGAUGUUUGGAAUAAUAAUUCCCACUCGAUGUCUGUUGAGAUGGUUGCUUGCAUAGGUAUAGAGGCAAUCUCCAUACUGGAAAAGAUGCACUCUAAAGGGUAUGUCCAUGGUGAUGUGAAGCCUGAGAACUUUUUGCUUGGUCCUCCUGGUACCCCAGAAGAGAAGAAGCUUUUUCUCGUUGACCUUGGAUUGGCAACUAAAUGGAAGGAUGCUGGUACGGGGCACCACGUUGAAUAUGACCAGAGACCUGAUAUUUUUAGGGGAACUGUUCGCUAUGCUAGUGUGCAUGCCCACUUGGGAAGGACUGGGAGCAGGAGAGAUGAUCUUGAAUCCCUCGCAUACACGCUUAUUUUUCUUCUCCGUGGCCGCCUCCCUUGGCAAGGAUACCAGGGAGAGAACAAAGGUUUUCUUGUCUGCAAGAAAAAGAUGGCGACAUCUCCGGAGUCUUUGUGUGGAAUUUGUCCGCAACCUUUCCGGAAUUUUGUUGAGUAUGUCGUGAACUUGAAAUUUGAUGAAGAACCAAAUUAUGCGAAGUGCAUCUCUCUUUUUGAUGGCAUUGUUGGCCCAAAUCCAGACAUAAGACCGAUAAACACAGAUGGUGCUCAAAAGCUAAUAUAUCAGGUAGGCCAGAAGAGAGGCCGCUUAAUAGUGGACGAAAAUGAUGAUGAGCAACCUAAGAAAAAAAUCAGAAUGGGGAUGCCGGCAACUCAGUGGAUUAGUGUCUACAAUGCCCGUCGACCUAUGAAACAGAGGUACCACUACAAUGUAGCGGAUAAUAGAUUGCUGCAGCAUAUUCAAAAGGGAAACGAAGAUGGCUUGUUUAUUAGUUCAGUUGCCUCCAGCUCGAAUCUGUGGGCUUUAAUUAUGGAUGCUGGCACUGGUUUUACAUCUCAAGUAUACGAACUUUCUAAUUACUUUCUUCACAAGGAAUGGAUAAUGGAGCAGUGGGAGAGAAAUUUCUAUAUCACUGCACUGGCUGGUGCGAAUAAUGGAAGCUCUUUGGUGAUUAUGUCAAGAGGAACACAAUAUGCCCAGCAGUCCUACAAAGUAAGCGAUACAUUUCCCUUCAAAUGGAUAAACAAAAAGUGGAAGGAGGGCUUCUAUGUCACUGCUAUGGCAACAGCUGGAAGCCGAUGGGCAGUUGUCAUGUCCCGCAAUGCUGGUUUCACUUCUCAGGUAGUGGAGCUUGAUUUCUUAUAUCCGAGUGAGGGCAUCCACAUGCGUUGGGACAAUGGCUAUCGCAUCACGGCAACAGCUGCCACAUGGGACCAGGCGGCCUUUAUCUUGAGCAUACCAAGGAGAAAGCCUACUGAUGAAACACAGGAGACCCUGAGAACAUCUGCUUUUCCUAGCCAGCAUGUGAAGGACAAAUGGUCCAAGAACCUGUACCUAGCUUCCAUCUGUUAUGGAAGAUCGGUGUCCUAAAGCCUGUUUUCUCGAUUUGGUUUGGUUGCCGAGAGGUAUAUUAAUAUCAAAGACAGGUGGUUUUAUGAUAUGAGAUGGGGUGUUUUGAAGCUCAAAACUCUGCUAACCUACUUACCUGCAACUAACAAAAGGUAACCUAUAUAUGAAAAAAAAAGAAAGCAAAGUCUGCUGUGUUUCGCUAAUCGAUACCAUGGAGCAAAGAACAUUCUGGUCUGUUUUGUGUUGUUGGGAUGUGUAUAAAUUAUCCAAAGUAUUAGGUUAUGUUGUAAAGAAUGUAGAAGUGUACCUGCUGAACCGUUGCCAUGUAUAUAAAGCUGAAUUUUUACAAGGUUGUUUCAUUGUU
Molecule: messenger RNA, 2563 nt
Organism: Sorghum bicolor (sorghum)
Lineage: Eukaryota; Viridiplantae; Streptophyta; Magnoliopsida; Poales; Poaceae
Product: casein kinase 1-like protein HD16
Exons: 16
Coding region: 391-2220 (609 amino acids)
Biological process (GO): peptidyl-serine phosphorylation; signal transduction; endocytosis
Cellular component (GO): cytoplasm; nucleus
Molecular function (GO): protein serine/threonine kinase activity; ATP binding
Source: RefSeq, a predicted model, not a curated record